This is a messenger RNA of Carica papaya (papaya), 1542 nucleotides long. RefSeq names its product protein SHI RELATED SEQUENCE 5. Gene Ontology annotation, molecular function: DNA-binding transcription factor activity; DNA binding. NCBI's taxonomy places the organism in Eukaryota, Viridiplantae, Streptophyta, Magnoliopsida, Brassicales, Caricaceae. Gene Ontology annotation, biological process: positive regulation of DNA-templated transcription. The record is from RefSeq and is a predicted model, not a curated record. Gene Ontology annotation, cellular component: nucleus.
ACACAAGAACAGCAGUUGCAGUAAUUGAUGAUGAGAAAGAGAGAGAGUUUUGGUUCUUGUCUUAAAUGAAGGGCUUUGUGGGAAAAGUGGUGCAGUUUCCAUGGCGGCGUUGCAGGGAGCGCUGUAAUUCCGUGCCAUUAUUGCAGCUUCAGAAUUAUAUUGAAUCAACCUUCUUUCUCUUCUACUUACCCUAAAAAUACAAAUUUCUGUAAAACCCAGAUACAAACACACGCGCGCGCGCGCGCACACACACACACACAUAUAAGGUGGAGUGGGUCAAAACCAAACCGUUCACAGACUGAACAGUAGUCGAAGAAGAAAAACGCAGAGAAGGGUUUGGUGUGGCUAUGGAUUGUGGGUCUAAAUUGGGUUUGGUUAAUUCAAGUAGUGGGUGCAACAAAUGGCUGGGUUCUUCUAUCUAGGUGGUAGAGAAGGCGGAACGAGCAGCAAGCAAGAAGAAGAUAAAGAAGAGAACAAUCUGUAUCUUUACAGAUCAAACGAAGAGAUCUACAACAAGGGGUUUGAGAUAUGGCCGGAGUAUUAUCAGCAAAACACGAGCAGCUUCUCGUUUGGGGUGGGUCCUAGUCGAAGAACCAGCUUGGGUGAUGACUGGUCGUCAAGAUCGGGUUUUACGCUGAUGAGGCAAGGAGGUAUGAACUGUCAGGAUUGUGGAAAUCAAGCGAAGAAAGAUUGUGCUCAUUUGAGAUGCAGAACUUGUUGCAAGAGCCGAGGGUUUCAGUGCCAUACCCACCUUAAGAGCACUUGGGUCCCUGCUGCUAAAAGGCGAGAGAGACAACAGCAGUUUUCAGCUUUGCAGAACCAAAAUCAAGAUCACCAACAACAACAACAACUCCUCCAGUUUCGAGAAGAAAACCCAAAAAGGCAAAGAGAAAAUCAAGGUGCUUGUUCUCUUGCCUCCACUCGUUUGCCUACCUCAUCAGGGUUAGAAAUAGAAAACUUCCCACAAGAAGUGAAUUCAACAGCGCUGUUUCGUUGCGUGAGAGUAAGCGCCGUGGACGACCCAGAUGAAGAACUCGCAUAUCAAACGGCUGUAAACAUAGGAGGCCAUGUUUUCAAAGGUAUCCUCUACGAUCAAGGCACUGAAAGUCGGUAUAACAUGGAUCAUCACCAUCAACAUCUCAAUCUCAUCACUGCAUCGACAACAGCUGCAACAACAACUACUACAGCAGCAGGAGCAGGCACGAGUACCAACCCUGCAGGAACCCCUUUGCUUGAUCCUUCUCUUUUCCCGGCUCCACUAAACGCUUUUAUUGCCGGUACGCAAUUCUUCCCGCCCCCAAGGUCUUGAGACUCAUCUGAUUCGAAUCUAGCUUCUUUGUAACUUUUCAAAUGAAGGAAGCAAACAUGGUAUUGUGGGUAUUAAUUUAUGACCUAUCUCUAGCUAGUGUCUUAAAACAGUAUUCAACCAAGUAGAUUUAAAGCACAGAAAUGAGAGUAGAAUGACAUGGGAAUGUUGGAGUUUUUUUUCGAAUUUGAAUUGAAAAUUCCGUGGUAAUUAUUUGAGUGUAACUUUUUCUUUUC